Tachyglossus aculeatus (Australian echidna) is the source of this 4797-nucleotide messenger RNA. RefSeq names its product terminal nucleotidyltransferase 4B (gene TENT4B). The transcript is spliced from 12 exons. Gene Ontology annotation, cellular component: TRAMP complex; nucleolus. The record is from RefSeq and is a predicted model, not a curated record. Gene Ontology annotation, molecular function: mRNA binding; poly(A) RNA polymerase activity. Lineage: Eukaryota; Metazoa; Chordata; Mammalia; Monotremata; Tachyglossidae. Gene Ontology annotation, biological process: RNA 3'-end processing. The coding region runs from base 11 to 2161 and encodes 716 amino acids.
CCGCCGUUUGAUGGAUCCGAGGAUCGCCUGGUUCCAGCCAGAGCAGCUCGGACCCUCCAACAGUUUGUGGAUGCAGAUUUGGGAGACCACCCAGGGGCUGAGAAACCUUUACUUUAAUCACCACUGCCACAGCAGCGGGACCGGCGGCGGCGGCGGCAGCACCGGGAGCAGCUCGGGCGGCCCCGCCUCGGCCCCCGGCCCCGCCACGGGCGGCGGCCGCCCCCCGAUCCCGGCCCCGGCCCCGGCUCCGACCGCGGCCCCGACCGCCACCGCCACCGCGGCCCCGGGCAUGGCCCGCCCCGCCGACAGGGCCGAGCGGGCCGAGCGGGCCGGCCGCCCCUCCGCGCCCGACCGCCGGGACUUCUUGCCCUUGGAGACCACCAACAAUAACAACAACCGGCGGGGCCGGGCGGCGGUGACGACGGCGGCGGCGGCGGCGGCGCCCCCCGACGCCCCCCCCGAAGCCCACCCCGACCCCGCGGCGGGCGGCGGCGGCGGCGGCGGCGGCAGCAACAAGAGGAAGCGGGACAACAAGGCCAGCACUUACGGACUCAACUACAGCGUGGGCGGCGGCCGGCAGGACGGGGGCCGGGGGCCCGACGGCCUCUACGGGGGCACCCCCUGGAAGAGGAGAAACUACCACCAGGGAGUCGUCGGCCUUCAUGAAGAAAUCAACGAUUUUUAUGAAUAUAUGUCUCCCAGACCAGAGGAAGAAAAAAUGCGAAUGGAAGUGGUGAAUAGGAUAGAAAAUGUGAUUAAGGAGCUUUGGCCUACUGCUGAUGUCCAGAUAUUCGGAAGUUUUAAAACCGGCCUGUAUCUGCCUACCAGUGACAUUGACCUUGUGGUAUUUGGGAAGUGGGAGAAUUUGCCCCUGUGGACGCUGGAGGAGGCGCUUAGAAAGCACAAGGUUGCUGAUGAACACUCUGUGAAAGUUUUAGACAAAGCAACUGUACCUAUUAUUAAACUGACAGACUCUUUCACAGAAGUCAAAGUUGAUAUCAGCUUUAAUGUGCAAAAUGGUGUAAAGGCAGCCCAUCUUAUCAAAGAUUUUACAAAGAAAUAUCCUGUAUUACCAUACCUGGUUUUAGUAUUGAAACAGUUCUUGCUGCAGAGGGACCUUAAUGAAGUUUUCACAGGUGGAAUUGGUUCUUAUAGUCUCUUUUUAAUGGCAGUCAGUUUCCUUCAGUUGCAUCCCCGGGACGACGCCUGCACCCCUGAUUCAAACUAUGGCGUUCUCUUAAUAGAAUUUUUUGAGUUGUAUGGACGUCACUUCAAUUAUCUGAAGACUGGCAUCCGGAUAAAGGGCGGGGGUUCAUAUGUGGCCAAAGAUGAUGUGCAGAAAAAUAUGCUGGAUGGCUAUAGGCCCUCAAUGCUAUAUAUCGAGGACCCGCUACAGCCAGGUAAUGAUGUUGGAAGGAGUUCCUAUGGUGCCAUGCAAGUGAAACAGGCCUUUGAAUAUGCCUAUCUGGUUUUGAGUCGUGCAGUGUCACCAAUAGCUAAGUGCUUUCCCAUCGGUGAAACCGAAAGCAUAUUAGGAAGAAUAAUUAGAGUCACCCAGGAAGUAGCCACUUACAGAGAUUGGAUAUCAAAGAAGUGGGGCUUGCAAAGCAGGCCUGAACCUUCGUGCAAUGGAAACGGUGUUACAUUGAUAGUAGAUACUCAGCCCUUAGAUAAGCGUAACAAUAAUCUCUCUGAAGAGAAUGAAGCCCUGGGAAAAUGUAGAAGUAAAACUUCAGAAGCUCUUAGUAAGCACUCUUCAAACUCUUCAUCAGGUCCAGUGUCUUCCUCUUCUGCCACACAGUCAAGCUCUAGUGAUGUCGACUCUGAUGCCACGCCGUGCAAAACAUCUAAACAGUUGAUUUGCCGUCAAUCGAACGUGAGCAGAGUGGGAUCUCAAGAAUCGUCGUUAGAAUCCUCCAAGUCUGGAGGGAAAAUACAAAGCAACCAAGCUGCUAAUUCAGCCAGUAGCACGAACAAAACCCAGCAUGGAUCAGCCAGGCUAUUUCGCGCUUCCAGCAAAAGCUUCCAAGGUACAACACAAACAAGCCAUGCUUCCUUGAUGACAAACAAACAGCAUCAGGGCAAAUCAAAUAAUCAGUUUUACCAUGGCAAAAAGAGGAAACACAAGAGGGACGCAGCCCUUUCAGACCUUUGUAGAUAGUUCCCGAUUUUACGAUUGACUGACUCUUCUUCUGUGUGCAAUGAUCUCAUGCUCCAGGAUAGUUUGAUAGCGACUCCUGGGAUCCCUUCAGGAGCUUCAGACUGUUCGGACGUUGAUUAGCAACUGCAUUUUUGGGUUGUUGUUUCGUUUUUUUGUUUUUUUUCCUUCCCCUGCCCGCCACGGAAUGGAUCAUGAAGACUGACGACAGCAAAAUCUAAAAAGCAAACAAAAAAACAAGGAGGAAAAGAAAAGGCUGCUCAUUUGAUAAGUCAUAUGCUACACAACAGGGUCAUUUUAAGGUUUCAAAAGCUUGAAUGUAAAUUAAAUAUAUCUCCCAUCAGUUUAGUGCUGAAAUGUAAGGGUAGCAUUCAGUGUGUGUAGGGGGUGGUACAAAACAAAAACAAAAAAAAAUAAAAAGGAGAAAAAGGAGAAAAAUAAUGUAUUUUGAGGAAACCCGGACUUUAAAGGGGAAAGUGAUCUGUGCAUGAUUUUUUUAUUAUUUUUGCAUAUACUUACCAUUUUAUUGUGUGUGUGUAUAUAUAGAAGACCAUAUUAUAGGAAAUUGACAUUUGUAAUAGUGGAUUUAAUACUUUUUACAUAACAUUACUGUUUAAAUUGUAAACAGAAUUUUCUCAGGAUUAGGUUAAAAUAAUCUGAAUUGUCAUCUUAACAUCCGUAUAUAGGAACGUGAUUAGGUCUUCUCGGAAUUUGUUUUCCUUGGCAUUGAAAUGAUUUACCUAGAACCCUCGUGAUCUGCUGCAAAAAUUUGUUCCUCUAAAAAGCAAAGGUUUAUGGUGGCAAAUGAAGUUUAUUUUAUUUUGUAAAAAGUGUACUGUGUAUUUUUGUGUAAACACUGAAACCUAUCAUCAUCUCUAAAAGUUCAAUUGCAACAAUUUUCUAUAGUGUCGUUUUUGUCUUGGGCAAUAAGCAGUUACACUUCUCUGUGUUUUUCUUUGCUGUCUAUUUUUUUUUUCCAAUUAAGGAAAAGGGGAGAGGAGGGAAGCCACCUGAGUCUUUUUUGUCCAUUCUCGUUGCGAAAGUGUCAACUCGAGUUCUACAAACCUUUGCAUGCUGGCUUCUUUAACCAAUGUGCUUUCGUGUUCUUGUUUUCCUCAUCCUUUAUUCUUUUUUAUACUCAUGCUGAACUUCUGUGGGAGAGAAUAACUGUUUAAGCUUUAAGUAAAUCAUACUUAUAAAACUAUUUUCUUACUAUCCACUUGAUGGUUUUGGUAUUGUUUAAUCUUUAAAAAUUAAAUGGUCUUUAAUGGACGUAUUUUGUAUUGCCUUAUUAAGACCAAAUCUUCCUUAUCAUCCAUUCUUUAAUUCUCUUCUUUCACUGGAUUGUUACCUUUAAUUAAAACCUUUUUAAACAUUGGCUUGUUUCAGUCAUACUGGAAAUUUAGGUUGUGGUUAAGUGAAUGCCUUGAGUGCAAAUAAGAUGUGUAAUUCUGCUAUUCACCACAUGUGGAGCUUGAAACUGAGUUGGGGAAAUUAAGCGAUAAACCCAUGUGGCAUUUGCAUGAGUGCUUCCUUUGGGGAAAGCACUUGGUUUAGUUUUUUUUGUUGUUUUUUUUUGUUUUUGGGGUGCGUGCGUGUGUGUGUGUGUGUGUGGAAAGGAGAGAGAGAUUAAAAUGCAGCCACUUCCUGAGAUGAGGGUCUUUUCUACAAAGUACUGCUAGCUUUUAGAAAUCUCUUUUAUAUGAAUUAACGUAAUACUGAAGACCAACCUGACUUUUACUGGACACUAUAGCUCAAGAACUUUUUAAAUUAAUGAUCAACUAAGCCCGAAACUGGGGUCGUCGCUGAAAUUAAGAAACAUUUCCGAUGUUAAAAGUUUUUUUUACUUCAAAGAGGAAAACUGUGUUUCCAAUGAUAGCUCAUAGCACUUGUGUGAGCGUAGGAAAAGUUUUAAAUGUGAUGUUAAUUUGACAGUGGUUUAAAUUUUGGAUUCUUCUUUUCUCAUCAAAUAAUUGUGAGUAAAAUGUCGAGCUUUUUACCAAUUCAGACCAUAUACAUAAUCAUAAUGUUUAUGUUGUAGAUUAUUGUGAAUGUGUAGACUUAUGUUUACUGUUUAGGGAACAAUUAUUUAUAAAAUUCAGUUUAAUCCAGUAUUAGCUGCUAUUAGCAAACUGUUUCAAACACUUAAGACUUGCAAAGAUAAUGUAUUGCAUUCACUACAAUGAGUGGGGGGUGUUUUUUUGUUCUUUUUGUGUGUGUGUGUGUGUAUGUGUGUUUGUGUGGAUGUGUUUUUAACAAAAGAAUCACUCUCAUUGUUUAAAGCAAAUGUACUCUUUAGGGGGCAGAUAUUAGUGUUCCAAUAAGCCUGUGAUUAUUUUAAGGUGGUGGUAGCGGGAAGAUAAUCUUGAUUCCGUUGGGAAUCUUAGGUUUGCCUCAAUUUAUGGUUUUCAUAAAUUUAUUGGAAAAAUUGCUUUUUCCUGGACUGCUCAAGUUUCUUUUUGGUAAACAGUAUCUUUCUAAAAGUCAAAAAGCAUGAAGGAAAAAUUGAGGGGCCUGUUGCAUUUCUUCAAAUGACCAGCGUUGUAUUCACAAAAUACUGUAUAUCUUGCAAAUCUUUAUUUAAACAGGACAGUUGAACUGUUCAUUUUUUCAAUCUGAAGUAAAAUACUUUCAAGACC